Messenger RNA from Emiliania huxleyi CCMP1516, 777 nucleotides. RefSeq lists its product as hypothetical. The record is from RefSeq and is a predicted model, not a curated record. NCBI's taxonomy places the organism in Eukaryota, Haptophyta, Isochrysidales, Noelaerhabdaceae. The transcript has a single exon. The coding region runs from base 1 to 777 and encodes 258 amino acids.
AUGGGCCCAGGUCCCCUCAUCGCGCUAAUCGUCACCACACCAGCGAUCACAUCGGCGCUCUUUCGGAGCACAGCGCCCACUGUGCCACGCUCUGCCACCGCCGCCGCUCUGCGCUGCCGGACGGUGCUUUCGGCCGCCGGCCCCGCCGAGCUGGAAAAGACCGCCGAGCUGAAGAGGCUGGCGCGUGAGUUCGUUCUGAACGACGGCUUCCACCAGCCUGCCAAGCCGGAGAUGCUCAGCGACGACUUUGUCUGGUUCGGCCCGAUCGUGGGCCCGCUCAACAAGCAAGACUUCCUGGGGACCGUGGGCCUCUUCGCCGUCUGGGAUGGUUUCCCUGACAUGAAGAUGUCGCUCUCCGACUUCACACAGGAUCCGACCGAGCCCAACCGAUUCUGGGCCAUCCUGCGGCUCUCGGGGACGCAUUCUGGCACGCAGCAGUCCGGGACAGGGAUGAGUUUCCCUCCUUCCGGCGCAGCACUGGACGUCGGGCCGCAGUGUGUCAGCGUGACCUUCGACGAGGAGGGGCUCGUCACGCGGUACACGGGGGGCUACAUCGUCGAUCGGCGGCAGGGCACGACGGGCGAGUUCGGCGGCUUCUUCGCAAUCACAAAGACGGUCGGCGGCUUCCUGCCUGGCAUGCGACUCGCCAAGGUUUUGAAUUGGGUGGGCGCAAAGCUGAAGCGAUUUCCGAAAGCCCGCUCGCACGAGGCCGACCUGCCCACGCGGUGGAAGGGACAGGGGCGCUCGCACGGGGUGCGCACGGACGAGGCGUGGUGA